This is a messenger RNA of Leopardus geoffroyi (Geoffroy's cat), 2094 nucleotides long. It is a transcript of the gene DOLK, whose product is annotated as dolichol kinase. The transcript has a single exon. Gene Ontology annotation, biological process: dolichyl monophosphate biosynthetic process. The record is from RefSeq and is a predicted model, not a curated record. Gene Ontology annotation, molecular function: dolichol kinase activity. Bases 323 to 1939 code for a protein of 538 amino acids. NCBI's taxonomy places the organism in Eukaryota, Metazoa, Chordata, Mammalia, Carnivora, Felidae. Gene Ontology annotation, cellular component: endoplasmic reticulum membrane.
GUGACGGCGGGCGGGGUCAAGAUGGCGACGCCCAGAGAGGUGAGGAACCUGCGGCGAGGGCUCCCGAGGCUGUAGAGAAAGCGGCCAAGUGGCAGCGUCUAUGCCCUAAGUGGGAGGCACUGGAGGGUGCCUGGGCGCCAAUUAUCAAGCCUCAGAGAGUGGCCUGCCCCCCAGUGGAGCUUCCCUCCUCGCCGCUGGAGAACGGAGAGAGAAGGUGCUGGCUGUGUGAAGCUGUCGCUGUCGGCCUGGCAGGGCUUGAAGGACCCAGAAGCCAAGACGUCGCUAGUCACCCCGGUUUCCCCGGGGCCCCAGGUCUAGAGACAUGACCCGAGAGUACGCUCCCCCGGCCUCGGGGACCGGCGCUCCGUUGAGCGGGUCGGUGCUGGCAGAGGCAGCAGUAGUGUUCGCAGUGGUGCUCAGCAUCCACGCAGCGGUGUGGGACCGAUACUCGUGGUGUGCCGUGGCCCUCGCAGUGCAGGCCUUCUACGUCCAGUACAAGUGGGAUCGGCUGCUACAGCAGGGAAGCGCUGUCUUCCAGUUCCGAAUGUCUGCAAACAGCGGCCUGCUGCCGGCAUCAAUGGUUAUGCCUUUACUCGGACUGGUCAUGAAGGAGCGAUGCCAGUCUGUGGGGAACACGUACUUUGAGCGCUUUGGAAUUGUGGUGGCAGCCACUGGCAUGGCAGUGGCCCUCUUCUCCUCAGUAUUGGCACUGGGCAUCACCCGCCCAGUGCCCACCAACACUUGUGUCAUCUCGGGCAUGGCUGGAGGUGUCAUCAUUUACAUCAUGAAGCACUCCCUGAGUGUGGGCGAGGUGAUAGAGGUCUUGGAGGUCCUGCUGAUCUUCGUGUACCUCAACAUGAUCCUUCUGUACCUGCUGCCCCGCUGCUUUACCCCUGGGGAGGCACUGCUGGUAUUGGGUGGCAUCAGCUUCAUGCUCAACCAGCUCAUCAAACGCUCUCUGACUGUGGUGGAAAGCCAGGGUGACCCAGUGGAUUUCUUCCUGCUGGUGGUGGUGGUAGGCAUGGUGCUUAUGGGCAUCUUCUUCAGCACUCUCUUUGUCUUCAUGGACUCAGGUACCUGGGCUUCCUCCGUCUUCUUCCACCUCAUGACCUGUGUGCUGGGCCUUGGUGUCGUCCUGCCCUGGCUGCACCGGCUCAUCCGCAAGAACCCCCUGCUCUGGCUUCUUCAAUUCCUCUUCCAAACAGAGACCCGCAUCUACCUCCUAGUCUACUGGUCUCUGCUGGCCACCUUAGCCUGCCUGGUGGUAUUUUACCAGAAUGCCAAGCGGUCGUCCUCUGAGUCCAAGAAGCACCAGGCCCCCACCAUUGCCCGGAAGUAUUUCCACUUCAUCGUGGUGGCCACCUACAUCCCAGGUAUCCUCUUUGACCGGACACUGCUCUACGUAGCUGCCACUAUCUGUCUGGCAGUCUUCAUCUUCCUGGAGUACGUGCGCUAUUUCCGCAUCAAGCCCCUGGGCCACACCCUGAGGAGCCUCCUGUCCCUUUUCCUGGAUGAACGAGACAGUGGACCACUCAUCCUGACACAUAUCUACCUGCUCCUGGGCAUGUCUCUUCCCAUUUGGCUGGUCCCCAGACCCUGCACACAGAAGGGUAGCUUGGGGGGAGCAAGGGCCCUGGUUCCCUACGCAGGGGUCUUGGCUGUGGGUGUGGGCGACACUGUGGCCUCCAUCUUCGGCAGCACCAUGGGGGAAAUCCACUGGCCUGGAACCAAAAAGACUUUUGAGGGGACCGUGACCUCUAUAUUUGCGCAGAUCAUUUCUGUAGCUCUGAUCUUAAUCUUUGACAGUGGAGUGGACCUAAACUACAGUUAUGCUUGGAUUUUGGGCUCUAUCAGCAUCGUGUCCCUCCUAGAAGCAUACACGACGCAGAUAGACAAUCUCCUGUUGCCUCUCUACUUGCUGAUACUGCUGAUGGCCUAGCUGCUGUGCAGCAGUGAUGGAGGAAACAGGGACAUGGGGAGGAUGAGGGGUCCCCACAGCAGCCAGCCACUUGGGCAUGAAGAGCCAAGGGGUGAGAAGCACAUUGGAUUUUUCAGUUCAUUCAGAUUCAAAAUAAAAGUCAAAGCUCUCCUGGU